GCGUACCGAUAUCGGUCCCCCGGCCGUGCACAUACGUAGUCCGUGUUACGCGUCCGUCCCUGGUCGUGUGCCGCAACUGUUCGGUCGAUACCAUUACACUGCCCCCUAGACGUGCAUCACGGCAGACGAACCGACCCUACGCGGCGGCCACGCGCUGUCGCUUUUCGAGCUGCUGGCGGUGCUGUUGCUGACAUGCGGCGGCACAGCACAUGCUGCUCCGGACAUCACCAUGUCCAUUCACGGCACAGGAUGGUCAGCGACGCCCACCGGCAACGAACAUGGCCAAACCACGUACACAGCUAACCAGAUCCAAACACUGUUAAACAAUAUUGAAUUUAGAUUAAGAGAUUUAUCAAAUACUGUCAGGCGAGAUCAACAAAUAGAAAGAAUUAAUUCUAGAAUCGACAUGAUUUACAAUAAAUUAGGCCAUAUAGAAAUAUCAAAUGGAUUAUGGUUCGACAAAUUUCAACAAACUGUAACAGAGGAAUGUGGUUCAAACCAUGUAAUCCGGCGCAUAGACAAGACACAACAACAGUUGGAAAUUACAUUGGAACACAUGGAAACGACACUUCAGUCGGUGCAAAAUCACCAGAAGGAUUUAGAAAAAGAAAUCAGAAAAAUAGCCGACAAACAAGCAGAACUCAGUACAGAAAUUCAGUCUACAAGGAAAGAUAUAAGCUUUGGAUUCGAACGACACAAUUCUAGUCAAAUUGUUUUUCAUAAACAAUUACAGGAUACAGUAACUAAUUUUACUCAACAGUCAAAAAUCACCGACAAAACAUUAAAUGCUUGCCAAUGCAAUCAAAAUGACGAUCCUGCUCAGAGUACAGAAAUCAUGUCUAACAGUAAACUUAUAUCGACGAUGAACAGUAUGAUCAAUGGACUAAAAGACCGUUCAGACGAUAUACAUGUAUUACUCAAAGAAUUGGUAGAAAGUACAGAAAAGUAUCGUAGAAGAUUAGACUAUGACCGACAAGAUGUGAUGAAUGAGUAUUUGGAUAAUUUCAUGGAAAAUUUGAUUGGUGAAAUUGUUUUGAUUCAAAAAAAAUCUGAUAACGAACUAGAAAUUAAACUAAAAGAACAACUAAGACUGUUACUAGAUGGUCAGAACUUAUUCAUUAAUAACUGUCGAAGAAUACAACUGAAUGAACAUCAAAUAGAAGAUGACAUAAUUCAGAUACUAGAAAGAAUAUUUGACCAAAUCGAUAUUAAAAAUACCGCUGAUAAUUCUACUUUAGAGCAAAUAUUUAAAACUAUGAAAGCCCAAAAGAGCUGGGAGGAAAAAAGAUUUGAAGAAAUUUCUGAACUCAGUAAAUUGCAAUCUGAUCAAAUGGUUCGUACCGUUGCGUAUUCUACCAAUCAAGUUAUGAAGUUGCAUCAGGACAUAUUGAACAUAACAAAUAUUUUGAUGGAAACCAACAACAAUACAACGGUGUUUUAUCAAAUGGGAAAUAAUAAAUGUAACAGCAGCCGAAUAUAUCAUUCAGAAUUAAAAAAUGAACUACAAGAUAAAAUACAAAAGAAAAUAACUUUACAGACGACCAAAAUUCCAGACGCAAAUGUCAAUAGCACAAGAAUAAUAGAUCCAAUGGUUAAUAAUUAACAAUCUAUACAAUAAUAUAUAGUUACGAUAUUAACGCAAUAUAAAAAUAUCGUAAGUAAUGUAAAUGGUUUAUAUAUAUACGCAGAGUAAUCGGUUUAAUAUGUACCACUCAAUUAAUAGCAAAAUAAAUAUAAUAUUAAAAAAAAAAUUUUGAUUUAUUUUAGUUGCAUAUAUUUCUUUAUUAGUUAAUAAUUAUAUUUAGAAUUAUCUCAUAUAACUUAUAAGAGUGUUACUUUAUUUUUUCAAGUAGCAACCUUCAUAAUUAACUAACUUAUUAAAUAGAUAAUGAUCUAAUGAAGAAAAUGACUGGUCGCUAACAACUUUCGGACAAAAAUUUUAAAGGUAUUUUCAUUUUUAUACCUUAGAUUGAGGAAAAAUACGUCUACGAAAUGAUUAGUAAAAAAAAAUAACACCCAAUAAAAUGUUAAUAACUUCUAAAGUCCUGGUCCUAAAGUUGUUACCGAACAGUCAUUUUCUUAAUUAGAUCAUUAUCUAUUAAAUAAGCUGGUUAAUUAUGUAGAUUUAUAUUUAAAAAAAUUAAGUUGACACUCCAAUAAGUUAUAAAAUAUGAUUCCAAAUAUAAUUAUUAACUAAUAUAUCAAGAUAUAUAUGCAACUAAAACAAACCAUAAUUAUUUCUUCAAUAUUGUAAUUACUUUGCAAGUAAUUGAGUGGUACAUGAUAAAUCGAUCAUUCUAUAUAUAUUUA
Daktulosphaira vitifoliae (grape phylloxera) is the source of this 2310-nucleotide messenger RNA. RefSeq lists its product as uncharacterized. Bases 230 to 1603 code for a protein of 457 amino acids. NCBI's taxonomy places the organism in Eukaryota, Metazoa, Arthropoda, Insecta, Hemiptera, Phylloxeridae. The transcript is spliced from 9 exons. The record is from RefSeq and is a predicted model, not a curated record.